Macrosteles quadrilineatus (aster leafhopper) is the source of this 603-nucleotide messenger RNA. RefSeq names its product 60S acidic ribosomal protein P2 (gene RpLP2). The record is from RefSeq and is a predicted model, not a curated record. Gene Ontology annotation, cellular component: ribosome; cytosolic large ribosomal subunit. Gene Ontology annotation, molecular function: structural constituent of ribosome. Gene Ontology annotation, biological process: cytoplasmic translational elongation. The transcript is spliced from 3 exons. Bases 157 to 498 code for a protein of 113 amino acids. Lineage: Eukaryota; Metazoa; Arthropoda; Insecta; Hemiptera; Cicadellidae.
AACUUUGUGUUGGCAGCCUGCUUCCUUAUUUAACUUUAAGUUUCUCUUUUCUGGAUGAAGGAAAAUUGAAGGCAAAAACUUUUCUUGUUCUUCUUUCCGCUUGUGUAUAUUCUUCUGCACAUCAAGUGUUGUACAACGUACACGUGAACCCUAAACAUGCGUUACCUGGCGUCGUACCUUUUGGCCGUCCUGGGAGGCAAGGACAACCCAAGCUCCGCGGACCUGGAGAAGAUCCUUAACUCUGUCGGAAUUGAAGUCGACAAUGAGAAGUUGAACAUCGUCAUCAACCAGCUCAAGGGCAAGAACAUCGAGGACCUGAUUGCCGAGGGCAGGGAGAAGCUGUCUUCGAUGCCCGUGGGAGGUGGAGUUGCUGUAGCAGCCGCCCCUGGAGCCGCCGCACCUGCCGCCGCCAAGGAGGAGGCGAAAGAGGAGAAGAAGGCCGCCAAGGAGGAAUCAGAUCAGUCGGACGACGACAUGGGCUUCGGACUGUUCGACUAGGCUAGGAUAUGUUUUAGGUUUUUCUCUUGUUAACAAUUUAUUUUGCAAUUUUUUAUCUCCCGUUUUAUACUUGUUACUAUUGAAAAAUAAAUUAUUAACAAGUGA